Molecule: messenger RNA, 4081 nt
Organism: Ceratotherium simum simum (southern white rhinoceros)
Lineage: Eukaryota; Metazoa; Chordata; Mammalia; Perissodactyla; Rhinocerotidae
Gene: CHPF2
Product: chondroitin polymerizing factor 2
Cellular component (GO): Golgi cisterna membrane
Molecular function (GO): glucuronosyl-N-acetylgalactosaminyl-proteoglycan 4-beta-N-acetylgalactosaminyltransferase activity
Source: RefSeq, a predicted model, not a curated record
GACCAUAGAGAGGGCGGUGGCAGAGCGAGCGGCCGGAUGCGGUCACCAUAGAGACGGGGACUGACAGCGAGCGGAAGAGGAAGGAGCGGGCUGGGCUGUGAGGUGGCAGUGGCUGCAGCGGCGGAGCCGGCGCCUCGGCCGGUCACUGGGGUCUGUUUCCCUUCCCCCCAACUUCCCCCUGCAAGGGUGACAGGGGCGCCGCUCCAGGGGACAGGAGCAGGUCCCACCCCCACGCCCUCGCCCCCGCUUCCCGGGACCGCGCUGGCCGCGUCUCCCGCACCCAGCCGCCCGUUAUCUGGCCGCCGCCGCCCCUGUCCCUUCUGCAGAGGCCACCCCCGUGGGCCUCGGGUCUUCGCCCGCUGGCGCCAGCGGGGCUUUUGCCCCUGCGGACGGGCCAGAGAACGGGGUCUUUGCCCUCCUCUCCCAGCCGCGACCUCCGCUCCCCGAGCCGAACAAACCGAGCUGAGGCCCCUGACCCUCCUCGACAGCUCCGUGACGCAGCCGGUUUUAUUUCUGUUUUGAGACUAACGGCUAAAACUCUCUUUGGGCCUUCUUUCUAGGACUAGAAUUGAUCUUUGAUCGCCGAGAGGUAGAGCAGGGGCGCCGGGCCUGGCAACGGUCACACCAGCCGAGCCUCCGUUUGCCUUCCCGGGAUCCCUGCGUUGUCUCUAGCUACUCGCCCUCUCGGUUUGGUUUGGUUUGGGUACCUUGGUCCCUGGUAAAAUCAGACGCCGAAUCGCUCUUACACUGUCCGAAUUACUGUCAUUUGCCUCCUGUCUCUUCUCAGAGGAAGGUGGGCAGCGCCAGCCUCUCAGCAGCUGGGAUUCAAAGAAAAAUGCCCUGCGAAGUGGCUCCAUCAGCCAUUGUGCUCCUCUGAGAGGCUCUCGGUGCUGACUCACCAUAUCUGUCCACCUCAUUUGGGUGGGCAGAACUUCUGUGCGCCAUGCCAGUGGCUCCUGACCACUCCUGACUAGGAGGAGGGGUUACUCUAGCUGUGUGUUUCCUUAACACCCCAGGGGUAGAGUAGAAAGAGGCCCUGACCUCUUCCCUUGUGCCUGCCUUCAGCAGCUAGUCAGCAGCCCCUUCAGUAAAUUGAAAUAGAGGCCCCGAGGCACAGAAACGUGCCCGAGCCAGGCACUCUUUGGGAAAGGCCUACUGAGGCAGGCUCCUCCAGUCGGGGCUGUCGUUUGGGUGGAGCAUGUGCUUUGCCCCAGCCUCUUCUUUAUCAGUUCUUGCUGUCUCUUGACUCAGAUCCAGUCUACAGAUGUGUGUAAACCUUCUUUUGGGGUUAGGUUUGGCAAGAUUGAGUUUUGUUUCCUCCCCUUUCUACUGGCAGACAGACCAUAAUCCCAUUAGUGGGUGAAAUGGGUUCUAAUAUUUAUUACCGUUUGGCCUAAGGGUUAGAUCCGACUCCUUGGUGACUGAAGACGGGGUAGAUGCCUUCUGGGGAUGCUGGGCCUGGAAGCAAACACACCUUGCCCUGUUAUUGAGCUCAUUAACCCCAGGUUCCCUGUUAAAGCUGCAGGCCUACUACUGGCCUGGUGCCCAUCAACCCACUGAUCAAUCCUUGAGGCUGUGCCCUCUGGGACACGCACAUGGCAGGGCCUACCAUCAUGCGACUGAGUUCCCUGUUGGCUCUGCUGCGACCAGCACUGCCCCUCAUCCUAGGGCUGUCUCUGGGAUGCAGCCUGAGCCUCUUGCGGGUUUCCUGGAUCCAAGGUGAGGGAGAAGAUCCCUGUGUAGAGGCUGUGGGGGAACCAGGAGGGCCACAGAAUCCAGACUCAAGAAAUCAGCUUGACCAAAUUGAUGAAGACUUCAAACCCCGGAUUAUCCCCUACUACAGGGAUCCAAACAAACCCUAUAAGAAGGUGCUCAGGACUCGGUACAUCCAGACAGAGCUGGGCUCUCGUGAGCGGUUGCUGGUGGCUGUCUUGACUUCCCGGGCCACGCUGUCCACUCUUGCUGUGGCUGUGAACCGCACAGUGGCCCACCACUUCCCUCGGUUACUGUACUUCACUGGGCAGCGAGGGGCCCGGACUCCAGCAGGGAUGCAGGUGGUAUCUCAUGGGGACGAGCGGCCGGCCUGGCUCAUGUCAGAAACCCUGCGCUAUCUUCAUACACACUUUGGGGCCGACUACGACUGGUUCUUCAUCAUGCAGGAUGACACGUAUGUGCAGGCCCCCCGUCUGGCAGCACUUACUGGCCACCUCAGCAUCAACCAAGACCUGUACUUGGGCCGGGCAGAGGAGUUCAUUGGCGCAGGCGAGCAGGCCCGGUACUGCCACGGGGGCUUUGGCUACCUGUUGUCACGGAGUCUCCUGCUUCGAUUGCGGCCACAUCUGGAUGGCUGCCGAGGAGAUAUUCUCAGUGCUCGUCCUGAUGAGUGGCUUGGCCGCUGCCUCAUCGACUCGCUGGGCGUCGGCUGUGUCUCGCAGCACCAGGGGCAGCAGUAUCGCUCAUUUGAACUGGCCAAAAAUAGGGACCCCGAGAAGGAGGUGAGCUCGGCUUUCCUGAGUGCCUUCGCAGUGCACCCUGUCUCCGAGGGAACCCUCAUGUACCGGCUCCACAAACGCUUCAGUGCUCUGGAGCUGGAGAGGGCGUACAGUGAAAUAGAGCAACUGCAGGCACAGAUCCGGAACCUGACCGUGCUGACCCCCGAGGGGGAGGCAGGGCUGAGCUGGCCUGUUGGGCUCCCGGCCCCUUUCACACCACACUCUCGUUUUGAGGUGCUGGGCUGGGAUUACUUCACAGAGCAGCACACCUUCUCCUGUGCAGAUGGGGCUCCCAAGUGCCCACUGCAAGGGGCUAGCAGGGCGGAUGUGGGUGACGCUGUGGAGACCGCUUUGGAGCAGCUGAAUCGGCGCUAUCAGCCCCGCCUGCGUUUCCAGAAGCAGCGGCUGCUCAAUGGCUACCGGCGCUUUGACCCAGCGCGGGGCAUGGAGUACACCCUAGACCUGCUGCUGGAAGCUGUGACGCAGCGUGGGCACCGGCGGGCCCUGGCCCGCAGGGUCAGCCUGCUGCGGCCGCUGAGCCGGGUGGAAAUCUUGCCUAUGCCCUAUGUUACUGAGGCCACGCGUGUGCAGCUGGUGCUGCCACUCCUGGUGGCCGAAGCUGCUGCGGCCCCUGCUUUCCUCGAGGCCUUUGCAGCCACUGUUCUAGAGCCACGAGAGCACGCGUUGCUCACCCUGUUGCUGGUCUAUGGGCCACGGGAAGGUGGCCGAGGGGCCCCAGACCCAUUUCUUGGGGUAAAGGCUGCAGCGGCUGAGUUAGAGCGACGGUACCCUGGGACGAGACUGGCCUGGCUCGCUGUGCGAGCAGAGGCCCCUUCCCAGGUGCGGCUCAUGGACGUGGUCUCUAAGAAGCACCCCGUGGACACACUCUUCUUUCUCACCACCGUGUGGACCAGGCCUGGACCCGAAGUCCUUAACCGCUGCCGCAUGAAUGCCAUCUCUGGCUGGCAGGCCUUCUUCCCAGUCCAUUUCCAGGAAUUCAAUCCUGCCCUGGCACCACAGAGAUCUCCCCCAGGCCCCCCUGGGGCUGGCCCUGACCCUCCGUCCCCUCCUGGUGCUGACCCAUCCCGGGGGGCUCCUGUAGGAGGCAGGUUUGACCGACAGGCUUCUGCGGAGGGCUGCUUCUACAAUGCUGACUACCUGGCGGCCCGAGCCCGGCUGGCUGGUGAACUGGCAGGCCAGGAAGAGGAGGAAGCCCUGGAGGGGCUGGAGGUGAUGGAUGUUUUCCUCCGGUUCUCAGGGCUCCACCUCUUCCGGGCCGUGGAGCCAGGGCUGGUGCAGAAGUUCUCCCUGCGCGACUGCAGCCCUCGGCUCAGCGAAGAACUCUACCACCGCUGCCGCCUGAGCAACCUGGAGGGGCUGGGGGGCCGCGCCCAGCUAGCCAUGGCUCUGUUUGAACAGGAGCAGGCCAACAGCACCUAGCACAACCGGGGCCGUGCAUCGGUGCAUAUUUCCCUUUUCUGUCUCAGCCCUGGGAAAGGCAAGGCAAGAUGGAUGGACAGAUGGAAAGCUUGUUGCUGUAUUUUUUUUAAUAAGAAAAUGUUAUUAAAAGUGUCUUCUGCCAAACUGUU